Closterium sp. Yama58-4 is the source of this 903-nucleotide messenger RNA. The record is from the annotation of a GenBank genome assembly. NCBI's taxonomy places the organism in Eukaryota, Viridiplantae, Streptophyta, Zygnematophyceae, Desmidiales, Closteriaceae.
AUGAAGAGCGUGUUUGAUUUCGGAGAUGAUACGGUUGGGUUCGGUUGGAUAUUUCAGACAAACCCCGGGGUGUGGGGAGAAUGUGAAUCCCUCCACACCAGCGCAGGGUUAAGGCAUGACCCUCAGAUUGAUCGCCACCGUGAGACUUACUCGUCGCCGCUGAAGGGUAACCUAGCCCGCACUCAAUGCCGGUCCGCAAUCACUCAAGGCCCGCCCUCACUCCCGUCGUCGUCACUCCCGUCGUUCUCUCUCUCCCGUCAAACUUUCUUUCCCGUCGCGCUCUCCCCCCCGUCGCGCUCUCACUCCCGUCACACUCUCACUCCCGUCGCUCUCUCACUCUCGUCGCGCUCUCACUCCCGUCGCUCUCUCUUUCCGGCGCGCCCUCACUCUUGUCGCUCUCUCGCUCCCGUCGCGCUCAUUCUACCGUCGCUCUCUCACUUCUUUGCGCUCUCACUCCCGUCGCUCUCUCUCUCUCUCUCUCCCGCCGCCCUCUCACUCCCGUUGCUCUCUCUUUCCGGCGCGCUCUCACUCUCGUCGCUCUCUCGCCCCCGUCGCGCUCAUUCUACCCUCGCUCUCUCACUUCUUUGCGCUCUCACUCCCGUCGCUCUCUCACUCCCGCCGCCCUCUCAUCUCCCGUCCCUCUCUCACUCCCGUCGCGCUCUCACUCCUGUCGCUCUCUUUCCGGCGCGCUCUCACUCUCGUCGCUCUCUCGCUCCCAUCGCGCUCAUUCUACCGUCGCUCUCUCACUUCUUUGCGCUUGCUCUCCCGUCGCUCUCUCUCUCUCCCGCCGCCCACUCACUCCCGUCGCUCUCACACUCCCGUCACUCUCUCACUCCCGUCGCUCUCUCACUCCCGUCGCUCUCUCACUCCCGUCGCUCUCUCACUCCCUCGCUCACUCAGUGA